Phanerochaete carnosa HHB-10118-sp is the source of this 1054-nucleotide messenger RNA. RefSeq lists its product as uncharacterized. The record is from RefSeq and is a predicted model, not a curated record. The transcript has 5 exons. The coding region runs from base 49 to 732 and encodes 227 amino acids. Lineage: Eukaryota; Fungi; Basidiomycota; Agaricomycetes; Polyporales; Phanerochaetaceae.
GCAGAGCUUUCUUGCUCUAUAGUCAUUCUUUGUACAGAUAUCACCGAAAUGUUCACCACACUCGUUUCUGCUGGUGCCCUUCUCUCAGCCCUAGCCGUUCGUGGCGUCAGCGCUCAGGAUGCCUUUACCAUUGACACUCCCGUCAUGACCCAGUGCCAGAGUGCGUUGAUCACCUGGACCAGUGGUGCCCCACCUUUCGACCUCGUCGUCGUUCCUAGUGAUGCUCCUUGUGACAGUGACAAGGUUCUCGCGGAUCUCGGUGAUCAACUACAGAAUCAGUCUAUCACUUGGAACGUCAACCUUCCCGCUGGCACUCAAGUGAUGCUCUCCCUUGUCGAUGCCAACGAGAACGAAGCCUGGAGCGGAACUAUCACCGUCGGAGGAAGCGAUGACAGCUCGUGCCUUGCAGCUACCUCUUCGUCUUCUGUUGCUCCCUUGACAUCUGCUAACGUCUCGGCUGUUGCAUCCGGCGUUGCAUCCUCUGCGGCACCCCCGAUUCCGGCUGUCACUCCUGCUACAACUCUGACCGUCCCCGCUGACUUCAGCAUUCCUGCGGAUUCUACUCCCACUGACACCGCGCCCGUCUCCGAGUCUUCUGAGCCCGCUGCUGUCCCUAUCGGUGCCGCCAACGCUGGCGUCCUCCCCAACUCUAACAGUGCCUCCGUCGCACACAAGAUUGGCGGCUCUUUCGUCGCUCUUGCCGCUGUCGCCGCCUUCUUCGUCUCCAUGUAAUCGACCACCUUAUCACGAUUAUCGCCUGAUGAUACCCCUCUUCACGCUUUACGCGUCUUACGCAGAUCAGGAUCGUUGGAUGCUGCAAAUUUUUAUUGUUUAUAUAUUGUUCUGUGCUGGUCAAUGCUUGGAACCUUGAAGGUCUGGAUUUGUUCUCAGAGCUUUUGGCUUUCGCGAUGCGAAUAGUCUAAUUGCUUAGUGCUGCUGCUGGUGUCAGUUGUUAGAUGUCUUUAGUGCUUCGAAGCAAAGCGGCUUGGUUCUGUUCGCGCUGUAACUAGUUGUACCCGAUAGCUACACGCGUAUACCUGUUCAAUAAACUCGC